UGCAAGAUCUUUUAAAAAAUCAAAAACAAUGGAAAAAACAAAUCCAAGUUGAGCGUCGACAAGAAUUAAAAAAAUUAGAAGAAACUGAACGAAUUUUAUCUUUAUCAUCUGAACAAGAGUUUAUUACACCUGAAUAUCGACAGCAAAAACGCGAAGCAGGAAUUCGAAAUUAUAAAAAGUUUCAAUCAAUGAAACGUCAAGAAGGAUUUAAUCAUUUAUUGAGUUUAUAUCAUGAUGCUUCAACUUUUGUAACUCUAGAUAACUUGGACGCCAAAAUAGAUGAGGCUUUUACUAAUCCACAUCCUAAAAAUGUUUAUACACAUGCAUUAGAAGAUAUGCAAAUUGAAUAUCAAGAAACUAGUGGUGGUGUUAAUGAAAAUGAGAUUUUAAAAAGGUUGGGUCAAAUUAAAGAUAUUUUAGAUGGAACGUCUCAUUCUGGAGUUCAUCUAGGAUUAGAUAUGAUAGAUUCACCCAUUGAACCUAUUGAAGAGCACGAGCAAUCGAAGAAAUCAUCUGUAAAUUGA
Messenger RNA from Cetraspora pellucida, 524 nucleotides. Lineage: Eukaryota; Fungi; Glomeromycota; Glomeromycetes; Diversisporales; Gigasporaceae. The record is from the annotation of a GenBank genome assembly.